Molecule: messenger RNA, 3489 nt
Organism: Melospiza melodia melodia
Lineage: Eukaryota; Metazoa; Chordata; Aves; Passeriformes; Passerellidae
Gene: SLC39A3
Product: solute carrier family 39 member 3
Exons: 3
Coding region: 805-1746 (313 amino acids)
Biological process (GO): zinc ion transmembrane transport
Cellular component (GO): plasma membrane
Molecular function (GO): zinc ion transmembrane transporter activity
Source: RefSeq, a predicted model, not a curated record
CCCGGCCUUGGUGUGAAGGGCCGGGGCUGGGCCCGCUCUGGGUGUGAGGGGUCGAGGGGGGGGCCCAAGCUCCUGUGGGGGGAACUGGGGUCCCCUCCUCAUGAGGGGCUGGGCCCCUUCCCCAUCCUGAGGGGCUCCUGUGAGGGGCUGGGCCCCUUCCCCAUCCUCAGGGGCUCCUGUGAGGGGCUGGGGCUGAGCCCCCUCCCCAUCCUGAGAGGCUCCAUUUGCCUGUGAGGGGCUGGGGCUGAGCCCCCUCCCCACCUUGGAGGGCUCAGAGCAGACCCCAACCCCCUCUGAGGGUCUUCCCAGCUGAGCUGUGCCCAUGUGAGCUGCUCAUCACCCUCCUGACACCCCUCCCCUCACCUCUGCUCCCUUUAGGUGGGCUCAGGGUGGGCUGGGAGGAGCCCCUUCCCCAUCACCCCCUUUCUAAAAGUGGUAGGACAGUCUCAAAGGGCUUGGAAGGGCCGGUUUUAAACAGAAACAUUGGGAUUUAGAGGCUCACAAAUGAGGAACCCCUUUGUUUCUCCUCCCACAGAGCCCUGCCUGCUUUAUAGAAUAUUUUUCAUCGCUUGGAUGCUUCAUUUUAAGCCAGUGACCCGAGCAGGAGCUGAGCUGGUCCCUUGGUGCAGCAGUUCUGGGGCUGGGGGCACAGCCCAGGUGUGCAGGAGGAGCAGCUCCUACAGGAACAUUCCCUGUGUUCUCCCCAUCCCCAGGCAGCCUCUCUCUCCCCGAGGCCCACCCAGGCCGAUGUCCCCGCUCUGAGCACACCCAGAGCGUCCCCUCAGGGCCCGGCUCCGGGGCAGGAUGAGGAUCGUGGUGGCCAAGGUGCUGUGCCUGCUGGGCAUCUGCGUGCUGGUGCUGGCCGGGGCGCUGCUGCCCGUGCGGCUCAUGGAGGCCGACCACGAGAAGGCUCAGCGCUCCCGCCGCCUGCUGGCGCUCUGCAGCUCCUUCGGGGGCGGCGUCUUCCUGGCCACGUGCUUCAACGCGCUGCUGCCCGCCGUCAGGGGCAAGCUCGAUGAGGUGCUCAGACAGAACAACGUGACCACGGACUACCCGGUGGCCGAGACCAUCAUGAUGGUCGGCUUCUUCCUGUCAGUCUUCGUGGACCAGCUCUUCCUGAGCCUGCAGAAGGAGAAGCCAUCCUUCAUCGACCUGGAGACCUUCAACGCGGGCUCGGACGCGGGCAGCGACUCGGAGUACGAGAGCCCCUUCAUGGCGUCGCCGCGCGGGCGCGCGCCCUACGGCGAGCACGGCCUGCACUCGCACGGCCUGCACCUCCCCGAGCUGGCGCGCUGCGGGCCCCGCCGCCUGCUGGGGCUGGUCUUCGCCCUCUGCACCCACUCCAUCUUCGAGGGCUUGGCGCUGGGCCUGCAGGAGGACGGCAGCAGAGUGGUCAGUCUGUUCCUGGGAGUGGCCGUGCACGAAACGCUGGUGGCCGUGGCCUUGGGCAUCAGCAUGGCCAAGGCGUCGCUGGCGCUGAGGGACGCGGCCAAGCUGGCGGUGGCCGUGUGCCUGAUGAUCCCGCUGGGCAUCGGGGUGGGCAUGGGCAUCGAGAGCAACCGCAGCGCCGCGGGCAGCGUCGCCUCCCUGCUGCUGCAGGGCGUCGCCGGCGGCACCUUCCUCUUCGUCACCUUCUUCGAGAUCCUGGCCAAGGAGCUGGAGGAUAAAAGCCACCGGCUGCUCAAGGUGCUGUGCUUGGUGCUGGGUUACGCUGCGCUGGCCGGGCUGGUGCUCGUGCCGUGGUGAGCCGGGAGCCUCAGGAAGCCGAGGGAGCGCAACCUCACCUCUCCCCUCCCACGGCGCCGGGAGGAGCCGCCCCUUUCACCGCUGGAACAGCCCAAGCCGGGCGGAGUUUCCGUGAUGACCUGGAGGAGGAGAAUCUCUUCCCGUGUGCUCAGAGUGAGGAAUAUCCCGAGGGAUUGUCCCUGACCGAGGGGCUGCAGGGAUUAGCGGACACAAACGUUGAGGAUCUGGGUAAAUUCUGCUCCCGAGAGCUCCUCGAAUGUGUGUGUGCCUCCCUCCUUCCCUUCGGCCACGCUCCGGAGGCUCCGAGGAGGUGAGGAACAAGCAGGAGUGGAGGCAGAGCAGGUGGGAGCAGGGAUUGCCAGGCUGCACUAAGCUGCUUUCGCUGGCUUAGUUGGGAGUAAAACCUGGUUGUAAGAGCUGCCAAAAAUAACAUCCCUGUGGGGCUCUGGCCUUCCAGGCCCUGCUGCCUCCACAGAGCUUCCAAUGCUCCACCUGGGGCUUGGGGAGCUCAGCUUUCCCAGGGAUUCAUGGAAGAAAUGAGGCCGGGCCCCUCUACCCUGCUUCCUUCUCAAUGUUGUACUUAUAGGCUGAGCAUUCCCUAAGGAAAACCUCUGAUAAUCAGGGGAUGAAUCCCAGCAUGGUUCGAGUUGGGGAGGACCUUAAAGCCUGUCCAGUGCCAUGGGCAGGGACACCUUCCACUGUGCCAGGGUGCUCCAAGCCCUGUCCAGCCUGGCCUUGGACACUUCCAGGGAUGCAGCAGAUCCUCACCUUAUCCAGAGCCUGGAAUCCAUCAGCUUGCAGGAAAUGGGCAGUAACAAUUCCCAGCACUGAUAUUUUGGGGCAAACUCUUUGUGUUUUCAGUGCUCUGCAGUCAGAGGGGCUGAGAUGCUCCCAUCAGGGGCUGCUCCAAGGCAAAUCCAGGUCUCCAAAGGAAUGGAAUCACCUCCCUUGAGGGGGAGUGGAGAUGAUGCUCAGAGCCACGAGCAGCCCCUGGGAAGCUCCUGAUCCUGCUGGAUUUGCCUUUGGGAGUGAGGAGCUGGGAUCAGAGGCUGGAGCUGGGAAUGUGCUCCCCCCCAGCUGUGAAACACAGCCUGGCUCAGGCAGGGGCUGCAUUUUAAUUACCCGGAGCUUUGGCUCCUGCAGCAGCCGGGCCGGGCCCCUGGAAGCGCUGCUGGGAUUGUGAGGAUGGAAUUGUGAGGAUGGAAUUGUGAGGAUGGAAUUGUGAGGAUGGAAUUGUGAGGAUGGCGCAGUGCCGGCAGCGGGAAGGAGGCGCGGAGCCUCCGCGGUGGCCCAGCUGCAGCAUAUGGAGGCAGCUGAGCAUCAUCUGACAGAUCCUGGGGCUCGUUAGUUUAAUUGCUGCAACAUCCCCGAGUCAAUUAAUCUUCAUUUGAAAACCUGGAGUGGAAAGGGGGGGGGUGGAGGGAGGUUAUUUUGGGCCUGGCAUGACACAAAGCAGCAGGAUGAGAGGAGAACGUGAUUUGCCUCGGCGUGGUGAAGCCUCGGGGCUGUUUCACCUCUCUCCUAGGGGGGAGGUGACACGGUGCUCAGUGUCCCCUGUCGGGCUGUCACCUCCGUUUCACACCCUCCUCCUGCUGCGCUUUGGGAUGGGGGGCUGUGAAGUGCCAGGGGGUGCUGAGCUCCCCCAUCCUCAUCCCGCUGCCCUGGGGGGGUUCAUCCACAGGGUGGAGGAGGAAGAGGAGGAGGCCCUGCUGCUCCCAAUAAAUUCCCUGCCCUUCUCCCCUC